Messenger RNA from Papaver somniferum (opium poppy), 1536 nucleotides. RefSeq names its product sugar transport protein 8-like. Gene Ontology annotation, biological process: monosaccharide transmembrane transport. Lineage: Eukaryota; Viridiplantae; Streptophyta; Magnoliopsida; Ranunculales; Papaveraceae. The record is from RefSeq and is a predicted model, not a curated record. Gene Ontology annotation, molecular function: monosaccharide transmembrane transporter activity. Gene Ontology annotation, cellular component: membrane. The transcript is spliced from 4 exons. The coding region runs from base 25 to 1533 and encodes 502 amino acids.
AGCAAAUUGGAUAUUUUUUGAAACAUGUCUAGGACUAAGAAAUUUUACUCAAAGCCUUUUGUGGUUUUGUGUUGGUUGAUUGCUGCAGUAGGAGGUCUUAUGUUUGGUUAUGACAUUGGUAUUUCAGGAGGAGUGACAUCGAUGGAUGACUUCUUGUUGAAGUUCUUUCCUCAUGUAUAUGCAAAGAAACUACGUGCAAAAGAAAACAACUACUGCAAAUUUGAUGAUCAGUUUGUACAGUUGUUCACUUCAUCAUUGUACCUCUCUGCUCUCUUCGCGAGCUUUCUUGGAUCUAAAGUUUGCAGUAAAUAUGGUCGCAAGAUGACUAUGUUAGCCGCUUCAAUAUUCUAUUUGGUAGGAGUUGGCAUGAAUGCUGCAGCGAAUGGUCUUAUCUUGCUCAUCCUUGGAAGGAUUUUGCUUGGUGUUGGUGUUGGAUUUGGUAAUGAGGCUGUUCCUUUGUUCUUAUCUGAAAUUGCGCCCAUCAAUAUCCGAGGAGCAGUGAACAUUCUUUUCCAGCUGUUUGUGACUAUCGGCAUACUUUGUGCAAACUUGGUUAACUACUUCGCAUCUAAGCAUCAUCCAUGGGGCUGGAGACUAGCUUUGGGUUUAGCCGGAGUUCCUGCUUUCAUUCUCUUGGUUGGUUCUUUCAUUAUCCCUGAAACACCUACAAGUUUGAUCGAGCGUGGUCAUGAACAAAAAGGUAGAAUGAUUCUUGAGAAACUACGAGGAACGGAAAACGUGGAUGAGGAGUAUCAUCAAAUAGUAAUGGCUAGUGAAUUAGCUCAUCAAUCUCAGAGUUCACUCUCCAAACUCAUGCGACCAUCAAGUAGACCUCCUCUAGUCAUUGGUAUGAUGAUGCAAGUAUUCCAGCAAUUUACAGGAAUCAAUGCCAUCAUGUUCUAUGCCCCCGUUUUGUUUCAGACAGUCGGGUUUGGGGCCAAUGGAGCCUUGAUAUCGUCGGUGAUCAUAGGGCUUGUAAAUGUCUUUAGUACCUUAGUUUCAAUCAAAACUGUUGAUAUAUUUGGAAGAAGAGCGUUGCUUCUUCAAGCUUGUUGCCAGAUGUUCUCGACUCAGGUUAUAAUAGGGAUAAUUCUAGCAGUACGGUUGAAGGUGACCGGAUCGUUAGGAAGAGAAGAAGCAAUUGGUGUGGUUGUUCUGGUUUGUCUGUACGUCAUGAGUUUUGCGUGGUCAUGGGGGCCAUUAGCUUGGUUGAUUCCAAGUGAAACAUUUCCACUUGAAACCAGAACCACAGGUUUCGCAUUUGCUGUUAGCUCAAACAUGAUGUGCACUUUCAUCAUAGCUCAAGCAUUCUUAUCAAUGAUGUGUCAUAUGCAAGCCGGUAUCUUUUUCUUUUUUGCUGUCUGGAUUCUUGCCAUGGGACUGUUUGUAAUGUUUUUAGUUCCAGAGACUAAAGGCGUUCCGAUCGACGAUAUGGUUGAUAGAGUUUGGAAGCAACAUUGGUUCUGGAAGAAGUAUAUGGAUCGUGAUGUUGACGAAAAUGGUCAGAGAGUGAAGAAGGAAAUUCAGCUUUAGACG